Messenger RNA from Penicillium crustosum, 2097 nucleotides. RefSeq lists its product as uncharacterized. Gene Ontology annotation, biological process: metal ion transport; transmembrane transport. Gene Ontology annotation, molecular function: metal ion transmembrane transporter activity. Gene Ontology annotation, cellular component: membrane. NCBI's taxonomy places the organism in Eukaryota, Fungi, Ascomycota, Eurotiomycetes, Eurotiales, Aspergillaceae. The transcript is spliced from 4 exons. The coding region runs from base 1 to 2097 and encodes 698 amino acids. The record is from RefSeq and is a predicted model, not a curated record.
AUGGCUGAUUCUUUCGUACGCUCGCCCACUGGCUUGACUCGUUCGAGGACACUUAUCGAUCUAGAAGACUUGGCUGCGCAAACUGUUCGUGGCAAAAGACAGAUUCGGCCAAGGAACCACGGUCUCGCUAGCAGGAUAACUGGACUUUUUGUGAGCCACCUCCCCCAAACAAAAAAGCUUCUUCAGAACGAUAAUAACAAAAACGUAAAGUCCCGACGCGAUUCCAAUUUUGAUGAGAUACUUAAGAUUAUCUCUGAAAAGGAGUCCCUGAAGAAGGACUACCUGAAAAUCACCGGACGACCCAACCUAGGCCUAGUUGAACAAACCUUCACGUAUAAAGCGACUGAUGCGGAAGAACUUACAUUUGAGAGAAAGGAUACCUGGGACGUGUGUUUUGAGCGGUUACGCUCUGCUGCAGAGAAAAAUGAGAAUGAGUUGGAAAUCUGUCUCGUUACCUCAGACACCACGCAUCUUGGCCGCACGUUUUCCUUUAUUCACCGAAUCUUCUUUGUCGGUCACGAUCGUUUUCAACAAGCUUAUUCCCUGCCGAGUCAAAUAGUCAUUCGUAUUCUCCACAAACAAUGGAUAUUCAGUGAUGAAAUGAUGGCUAGGAUUACGGAAAGCCUAUGUCCAAAGGAGGGUUCUCUCUCGGCAUGGCAACCAAAGCUGCCAUCUCAACGUACAGUACCUGACCCAUGCAUAGAAGGUAAUACAGCGCAAACAGAGGGCUCCGUCCAGGUGCCAUUGAAAUUUACGUUUAAAUGGAUUGAUGCUCCGUACUACGCGACGGACCUUUCAGUUUAUGUGCUUCGGCCAUACGGAAGACAUCCCCAAGUAAAAACCUUGGAUGUUGUUUUAACCUCGAUGCAAUACGACCAGAUUCGGCGGGCGAUUGUGGUUGUCAACUCUCACAACACCCUAGCAGAGUUACGCAACUUGCUCCCCGAAGUAUUUCAGCAUGAAGUUUCCGGGCUUCCUUACAUAUUGCGGCUGUUCCGAGCUUUCUGUGCUAAGACCACCGAUGAGACCGUCACUUUUCUAACAAAGGCAUGCGACGAUAUCAAUUAUAUGGUCUACGAAGGACGGCUUCGUCCCUCUGGAAGCAAGAUGCAAUAUCUUCGGCACCUGGAAGACUGCCACUAUGUCGCUAAAGAUUGCUGUCAAAAGAACCGAUGUACCCUUCAGGUGCUGCUCGACCAAGUUCAUUUGAUUCAAGGACCACGCACUGAUGACGAGACAAGCCUAAUUAACGAGCUUGAAAUGGCGAGGAAUGAUCUAGAGUACCUCCAUGACGAAAUUGAGUCCUCGUUGCAAAGAGUACCGGAUGUAUGUCGAGACAUUCGCGAGCAAUUGGAUUUGGUCCAAAUACGUCGAACAAACAUCUUGGGAAUUCUCGCUGGACUAUACCUACCACUUGCGUUUGUGACCAGUUUUCUAGGUAUGAAUCUUGAACAAUACACGCAGCUUCAACCAUCUUGGCGCAAUGUCACCAGGAUUGAUCCAACCAACCCGGACAACAUCACCAUCUCCCAUUCCGAGAUUGUGGACUCGGGAGCCAACCAAGCAUGGUCUUUGGAAUUAUUCUUCGAGAUUGCAGUGCCACUUAUGGUUGGUACAAUACUUAUACCCCUUGUCAUCGGAAGUAUUACUCGAGCGUUUCUGCGAGCGGUUGGACAUGGAAGAACUUGGUGGCGUCUUAUAUUUGCUUCUUUGGUCGUCUGGUCAGUUACCAUCACUUUGAAGAGCUUCGGUGCCCCGAUCGCUAACAGCCGUUGCCGCAGUUAUUCCACCCUUUCAUCCCUAUAUGCACCAUACGUCACGGUGGGCCAGUUGAUGUUUAUACCGUUCUAUUUGUUUAUAUUGCUCAAUAUUGCUACCGUGUGUAUCCAAGGGAAGAGGAUAAAUCCGAUUCCUCUCAUCUACUGGUACAUGAACACGGGCUUCAUGACAGUGAUUAUGCUUUCUCCGGUGGAUGAUAUAGGUGCAGCGAUCAUGGGGGCCAUCUAUGGCCUUUCUCUUUUUGUUUUCUGGUGGCUGAAGCCGGAUCUCUAUUACAGAUGGGAUCAAGGAAGAAGGCAGAAAUCGAAGGAAAGCUGA